UAUUAGUGUUUUCAUCAUUGUAUCUACUACAUUUAGGUCGAAAGUCAACAAACCCUCUAAUGAUAUCGUUUCUAUAGACAUAUUACAUCUUGCAACCAAGCAGUUAAAAUAAUUCGUAAUCAUGGAUGUAAAGGCGAUAGUGACUAUUAGUUCUUUACUAAUUAUAUUACAAUCAGUAAACAUAGCGGUUGCUGCUCCCCAGUUUUAUAAUACUCAUAAUAUGGGUAUGAACGGUCUAGGUCCAACAUAUUUCUUCCCUUCAAACUAUAUGCCGUACGCUCCGUUUCCAUACCUUCCUUAUAGUGGUUAUCCUACUAACCUAAUGAACUAUCCCAUGCAGUUUCCUACGAAUGGUACUCCAUGGAGUUCCCCGACGGACUUAUCCAGUGGAAACAUUCCUAGAUACUUUGGCCAGAUGUAUACAGGUAUAAAUUAUCCUUUGGCAAUGAAUCCAUCCCAAAACCACGUUGAAAUUAUUGACGUGAGUCCAGAAUAUCAAAUGAAACAACUAGGUAUGCAAGGGGAAUUCAAUCAGAAUCAUCUUGAUCCUUCAAAAUCAAAGUAUGACGUGAAGGUCAGCACGCAGACUCAGAAUAUAACGAGUGUACCAUCCCAGUUUAGUCAACCAAUAAAAAGUGAUAAAGUCUAUAAUACAACUUUUAGGAGAACUUACGUUUAUGAUCCGUCCAAUCCUAAUAUUAAUAUUGAGCCUAUAAAUGUUCACUACAUAAAUGGAGUUGAAGUCACUACAACCACUCCUGCCCCAACAACUGAAAGUGACCACGUGGAACCAAUUAAGCAAUGGAUUGAUAACCACUUAAAGAAUACAUCUAAAUAAUUCAUAAACUUUUACUUCAUAUACCACCACUGAUUGUUACUUAUGCAUUAAA
Molecule: messenger RNA, 890 nt
Organism: Sitophilus oryzae (rice weevil)
Lineage: Eukaryota; Metazoa; Arthropoda; Insecta; Coleoptera; Curculionidae
Exons: 4
Coding region: 122-838 (238 amino acids)
Source: RefSeq, a predicted model, not a curated record